AUGGAGGGCAUUCAGAGCAUUGACGGAAAAAGAGAAGAAGUCUCGAAACUUCUAGGGGAAUCUAAACUCGAUGAGAGCUUGUACCUUCUGAAGGAGGACGAGGCCGCGUUCUUCAAGUCGCAGACGGGAAUACAGGAUGAUGAGGCCCUGAAGCAGCAUAUCAUUAGUGUGCAGACUGAAGCAUACAAGGUCUAUCCGUAUCCCUGUAUCCGGAUGUUCGCGUUUACUUCAUCUCAAGGCUACCCGGGUAUAGCCAGCUUUUAA
Messenger RNA from Fibroporia radiculosa, 264 nucleotides. RefSeq lists its product as uncharacterized. The transcript has 3 exons. The record is from RefSeq and is a predicted model, not a curated record. The coding region runs from base 1 to 264 and encodes 87 amino acids. Lineage: Eukaryota; Fungi; Basidiomycota; Agaricomycetes; Polyporales; Fibroporiaceae.